Molecule: messenger RNA, 582 nt
Organism: Amorphotheca resinae ATCC 22711
Lineage: Eukaryota; Fungi; Ascomycota; Leotiomycetes; Helotiales; Amorphothecaceae
Exons: 1
Coding region: 1-582 (193 amino acids)
Molecular function (GO): acyltransferase activity, transferring groups other than amino-acyl groups
Source: RefSeq, a predicted model, not a curated record
AUGGACGUUUCAGCCAGCAAUCCAAUAUUCCAUCUCCGCCUCGCAACACCAGACGACAUCCCCACGCUACGUCUCCUAAUCGACGCUUCAGUGCGGGGUCUCCACACCGCGCACUACACGCCUACCCAGAUCAGCAGCGCGCUAAAGAACGUAUACGGCGUCGACACGCAGCUGCUCCAAGACGGGACGUAUUUCGUAGUCGAGACCCCAACCACAGCAGCAGGGAGCCGCAUCGUAGUAGGCUGUGGGGGCUGGUCACGCCGCGCGACGCUGUAUGGGGGAGAUGUCUUCAAUUCGCGAAAUGAUAAUGUGUUGGAUCCAGAGAGGGACGCGGCGAAGAUCAGGGCGUUUUUCGUGCAUCCUGAGUGGACGAGGAGGGGCAUAGGUGGGAUCUUGUUGAGGGCUUGUGAGGAGGCGGCGAGAAGGGCGGGGUUUAAGAGGGUGGAGAUGGGGUCUACGUUGACUGGGGUGCCGUUUUAUGCAUCGUGUGGUUAUGGGGAGUUGAUCGGGGGGAGGGUGGAGGAGAGGUUGGAGAAUGGAGAUGUGUUGGCUAUUGUGAGGAUGGGGAAAGAGCUGGUGUGA